GUGACAGUGAAUCUACCGCUUUUUCAGCAACCGAGUUCCGUAAAUAUCAUUUUUUCAGGAACCAACCAAACAUUUCAUAUUUACGGAACGGAACGGAUUCGUGCGCGAUGCGCACAUAACCUCAUAUUUUCAUAUGUUUCGCCGCAUGCUUUUUUGUUGAUCAUCAUCCAGGUUGGACUGGUUGGAUUGGAGCACUUCGAAAUAUUUCCACACUUCUCUGAUCUAUAGCUUGAGAAUGGAUGCUAACUUGGGAAAAGAUGAAUCUGCGGCAGUUGAACCCAACUCUGAAACUAAUAUGGGAUUAAUGGACAUUGAUAAUCCUAACAAUUCUGAUCAAACUCAGACUGCACCUGAAAGUAAUAUUCAAGAUGUAGCAAUAUUAUCUAAUGUGCUGGAAUAUGUACCAACUGAUUCAAAAGAAGUUAAACAGUCCCAGAGAGAAUCAAAGGUGGAGGUUACAAAAAAAACAUCAGCCUUAAUGAAUAUCAUGGAAUACAAUGAUGAUGAUGAUGACUGGACUGAUACUUCGUCUGAUCCAGAAUCUGAAGAAGUUGAAGAAAUAUUUGUUAGUCCCCAAAUUACCAGAAAGACCACUAGUAGUGAAUCUAGUGAUACUGAUAGUGAAUCUGAUUUAACAGAAUAUGAGAAAUCACAAUCUGUGGAUUCUGAUGUAGAAUUAGUGUCCAUCACUAAGUCAAAUAAUAAUAAUAAUAAUCAGUUGAUGAAAAAAUUAGAUCAUCUAAACACAUAUGGAGAAACACUUCCUCCAGUAGCUGAUUUAUCAAAUUUGGUAAUAGAUGACAAAGAUGAUUUCCUCCACAUAGGCAAUGUCCAUUCUAUAGUUGAUACUGUGGUAACAAUAUCAUCAGCUCCAGAUUCCCCAGCUUAUGACCUGGAGACAGUCCUUUUCAUUGAGAAAGAUUCAACCAAAAUACCACUGGGAGAAAUAUAUGAUGUCAUUGGGCCUGUCAGUUCACCAUUUUAUUGUGUCAGACUUGACUCAGAGAGUGACAUUAAAGAGAAAGGGAUUGAGAGUAGAAUUACAAAGGUUUUCUCAAUACCUAGAAGCUCUCGGACUCAUUAUAUUUUUGUAAAACAGCUAAUGGAAGUCAAAUACACCGAUGCGUCUGGUGAAGAUGACGUAGAGGUUGUGGCUGAAGAUACAUCAGACGAGGAGUACAACAAAGAACCACAGCAGGAACAACUAGGUCAGAAUAGAAGACGAAAGAGAGCUCAACAUCAACACCAAUUGCCAGCACCAAUUAAUGGUGGUUGUAGAAAUGUUCAGGGACAGUUCAGGAACGGUUCUUCUUCUUUCCCAUCGCCGAGCAUGUUUGAUUGUAGCAUGAGACCACCGAGGCCAAAACAUGACAACCUGAUGGGACAGCAAAGGUCUUUGCCUUCAUUCCGGACAUCAUUCAAUCAACAUGUGAGGCCUCCUGGCUUUGAUAAUCACCCAGGUAUGAGAGGACUACCGCCACCCCCUCCUCCGCCAUUUUGGAAUACGGGUCAAAUUAGGCCGUGGAAUGAUUUCCGGGAGCGUCCCCCUCCACCAGGAUAUCGCCCAUUUCGCGGUGAAGUGCAUGGACCUAGAUAUCCUAGGAGUCCUAGAGUGGGCUACCCUAUGAACCACCGACCCAUGGGUCCCCCUCCCAUGGGACCGCCUCCUAUGGGACCGCCUCCUAUGGGACAGCCUCCUAUGGGCCCUCCUCCUCCUAUGGGUCCACCUCCUACGAUCCCUCAUUAUAUGGGCCCACCUCACAUGGGGCGUCCUUACAUGGGCCCCCGACGUUCGUAAAGGUUAAAGUGGUUGUUAUUGUUACCAGUUUUGUUGGUGCUACUUGUCCAAUAUUUAUUACUUUGGUAAGAACGCAUGGGAGGCAUUUGUUUUUGUUUCUUACAGGACUCAUUUGCAUUUUGAAUUUGAAAAUAUGACUACAAUGGAAAAAAUAGGAGAGUGAAAUCGUUAAUCAUCAUGGCAAUUGAUUUGAAAACAUCACUUAUUAGGAGUUUUUAUAAUAUAUAUCUAUAUAAUUCGAAUUUUCUUAAGAGAAAAACAUAAGGGUAUUUUUAAUUGACAGUUCUUCGUCCUGUACUGUCAAUAUAGAGUGCGAUCUCAAAUUAUAUGGAAAAAAAAAUCGCUGGUUUUCCAAAUCCUACAUUAUUAACACCUGUCGAAAUAUUCUUUUUCCAAAUUCUUAAUGAUAUUCUGGUGAUUUUGCAAUGAAAAAUAAUCAUAGAGAUGCCUUCAUAUCUUCCACCUGUUAAUAUGGAAGGAUCCUCAUAUAAUUAACAAUUGAGGAAACCAGUGUGUUAGCGUUUUUGUUUUCAAUACUAUUUAUCUGAUUUUUUUUUAAUCAUUAAGUUAUAGACCAAAAUGUAGAAGUGAAAUUUGAUGUCAUUAUUUCACUAUGAUUUAAAAAAUGAUCACAUUUUAUGAACUUUUGAAUAAUUAUAACUAUUGCAUGGUUUAAUUCAUUCAUUAUUUUCAUUCAUUCUUUUUAUAUUAAUGAGGUGCAUAUUAUCAGAUUAAUCCUGUUAUUCCUUGAUUGAUCUUGAAGCCCUUCUAGAUGAAUAGAAAUUCUUAGGACUAUUGAAAAUUAUAUUUGAAAUUGAUUGAUUGGAAAUUUAUUAAUUAUUAUUAAUUUAUUAAUUAUCUAAAACUGCACAAAAUAUUGAUGGUAUAUAACCUCUUACAUUAUUUAGGAUUAUCUUGGCCCUUGAACAACACAUCCCUUAUUCUGGUUAAACCAAGAAUAAUAGAGCUUUGUAUGAUGGACAUUUCUCCAGGAAAUUAUUGCUUUUAUAGUGAGGUUCCAGAAUUAGACUGGAGGCAGAUUCAUGCACCUUAACUGAGCUGUUUAUUUAUUUCAGUAGAACAAUUUUUUUGCACCCAAAUUGACACUUUCAUCGUCGUUUCUUCAAAAGAUCAACUAUUAAUAGAUAAUAUAAAUUAUGAAAGAUGGAUGCAAUCUCCCUAGUAAUAGAGUUUUUUCUUAAGUAGGUUUAGAGUUAAUCAGACUCGUUCCUGAUAACCAAACUCAUCUGUCUGUAAAUUUUUUUAUUUAACAUGUUUGCUAAUGUUGAACUAAUUUUUAUGCAUACGAAUUUUCCAUUAUCUAUAUGGAAUCUAUAAAAAUAAUAUAAUACAUUAUUCAGCAAGGAUCCUGAGGAACUUGUGCUGAAGUUGACUCAUAUUCAUGAAACUGAAUUAGUAAUUUCAGAAUGAUGAGGUUAUUGACAAAUUUUGUACGGAAAUCGUGUACAUGAAAACUGUGCGAUCCACGCCAUCUACUCUAAUUUUAUUUGGGACAGGCUGUUGUUCAAAUGUCACUGGUACUCUCGUCAGAUGUGGGUUUUCAUGUAGCAAGAACCAUUCUGUCUGUUAAUGUUAAUUCCCCUUUUUUGUUUAGAUAUUUUAUAUUUCGUUUUGAAGAAAAUAUAUAGGUUUAAUUUAUCUGACAUGCAUCAUGUCAAUGACUGAAAAUGACUGUGAUCAGUUGGGACUAUAGUAGAUGGAAGCUAUGCUUGAUAAAUAAAAAGUAAUGUUGUGAAUAUAAAAAAUAUUAAAUGGACUCACAUUUCUUUGAUUUAUCCCUUCAUUGUUUCAUUAUCUGACAAUUCACCACCAACAAUUUUCCCGAAAUAGCAUUAUCUCUGACAAUAGAAUACUUACUACUUCAUAUUAUGUGUGAAUAAGUAAUACCUUCUUGAAAUACAUGAAUAUCAAUUCAAACUUGAUAAUGGUUCUAAUAGUUCUCCAUUUAUUAGUGGAAAUUGAGUUCAGUCAAUAACUUUUGGGAAUAGGCUAUUUUUUUUGUAUUUCUAAAAUAGAAUCAUCACUCAAAUACCUUUCAAUUUAAUAUUUUUCGGUCGAUAUUGAGGUUUUAAAAUUUACCGCGAGUAAAAACUGACGUCACGAUUUCGUAAUUAGGGGCAGGCACAGUUGCCAUAUGUUGAAAUACGAAUGGGAACUUCAGAAAUAAUACUUAUUCAAUAUACAUAAAUUCCCAAUUACACAUUGGUAAUAUUCCUACUUAGCAAUAAAAAAUCAAUUGUCUCGAAAUGUUCCCUCAUUUGUUGUGGUUUAUUGCUUCAAAUACAUUUGUGUAAAUAAUAAUUAUAUUAAUUCACACUAGAGGAUAUUCGAACUGGAAAACGUGACAACACGGAACACAAAUUGUCGGCGGUGUCUUGUCGAUUCUCAGCAUUCAGCACAAUGCUGCCAAGUCUCCAACAUUUACAUGAUAUUUUGUUAUUCUGUAUAAAAAAUAUUUGGAUAUGCUGAUUGCUCGAAAAAGUCAUGCAAGAAUGAACUAUCAUAUCAUGGCUUCCUCUUUCAUGUUUUAUUCAAUGACAGGACACAUCUUUUUGAUAACUUAAUCAUAAUUGGGGACUUGACAACCUUAGGAAUUGAAAAUUAUCUAACCAAUAACGAAACAGCAUUAAAACUGACGUCACCAUUUAUUCGACGUAUCGCCAAAUGGUGGCAAGACGAUACGUUUGAAAUAGCUCUGAAAUUCAACAAUUUUGAACAACGCAUAGACUCAUUAUUUACAUAAAAAAGCGUGAGAAGUGUUACAAAAAUUAAUUUAGGUCCCUCACGACACAGUGGAGUAAUUGAAUGCCAAUAAUUCAUUAUCAGUCCACUCGCCCAUUUAAAAAAUGAAAUAUGGCUUCUGAGGAUAUUCCAUAUCUGGAAGAAACACUUUGAUCACUUCGACUUAGAACAAGUUAUCCACGAAUUUCAUAGCUAAUCAAGCAUCAAAAUGUAAUUAUAUUCUACUCAAUCACCUUGAUGUGUUGAAAUGAAAAUAAAAUUCACAUGUCAAACAGAAAACAUAGAAACAGCCGAAACAGGUCACUUUGUGAUAUAUGUUGAAUAUGAAAUGUCUAGAUCACUUUCGGCUACACAAGAAAAUUGAUUUAUGUGAAAAAAGAGCCAUAUCAACUAUUGAGAAACUAUGAAUAUCAAAAUUUCAUCUCAAUGAAUACAGAAAUUACAGGCUGUCUCAACCAGUAUUAUUUCGUUUUUCUUUCAAAUAUAGUUCGGGGUGAGCGUAUAAUUAAAUUGCAAAGUAAAUGUCAAAAAUACUGUAUUACAUAUUACUCUAAAAAAUCAGUAUACUCCUUUACACCACAAUAACAGUAUAAAAUAAUAAAUAUCAUUACAACAUAAUUAUAUCAAUCGAAGAUACUUACAAUCUAGAACAAACUGUUAUAAAAUAAUGAUUUCAUCAAGUCAGUUCAAUUCAUUUGUCAAUAAUUAUAGCACCAAUCUAGGUGGUAUAUAGUAAAUAAAUCCUAUGUUGCAGUCAUUUAAACAUGUGACGAGUCUCAGAUAAUUUUAUGAAUAUACCAUUAAUCAUUUCUAUCAUUAUGCUGAAAUAACAGGGUGGUCCAAAUUUUUAUACAUUGGCAAAAUGAAGGUACCUACUUUUCUCAUUAAACAUACCUCCAUAAAUGCAACUUAUCACAAAGAACAUUUAAGUAAUGUGUAAACCCGCGUCUGCUUCACAAGUCAAAAAUCGUUACAAUGAAUAAUACAUAGGCGCCGGAUAUAUCUAUUUUCUAGAAAUAAGUAGCACGCCUCUAAACAUUUCUGAGGAAAUCAGUGAUCCUCAAACACUUUCGAAUUCUGAAGAAAGCUCACUUGUGAAAUGUUGAAAAACAAGUCGUUUGAGACUUACUAUGAAGGAUGUAUGAUGUAUCAGUGAACGAAUUCAAAAUUAAAUUUUUAUAUUUGAUAGGUGCUAAAGGCAGUUGGCCGAAAUAUUUCACUUUUCACAUUUUAAAUCAAUCUUUCACGUACUGCAUUCAGUUAUGAGGAAGAGUUAUUUUGUUCCUCACAAAAUGCUUACACAAAAAUCCAAACCACCCUGUAUUUAUUAGCAAUUUGUGAAUUUCUUUUUCGAAUUCUGCGCUUUAUGAUUCCCUAUUACUUGCUAGCAAUAUUUUAAAUCAUCAAAGGACGAAUGAUAAACCUGUACAGCUAGUCCAAAUAUCUCAGAAAACUUACAGAAAUGCGAUUUGCAUUGAAAAAAUAUUCCAUAAAAACAUUUGUACAAUUUGAUGGAAUGCAUCGCCAAAUCCAAAUCGUCCAACUAACAAGAAGUUGAAUGUUUAAUCAACCUUAUUACACUGUAUUAUGAAUAUUGAAAUACUGGGUGUGAUGAUUUGAUGUUAGUGGUUAAAUAAAUUCCUCAAUUUUAUACAGGUUGUCCCAGAAUAACGUUCGAUUACUCCGGGGUGUGCGAAAAUGCUUCCUAAGGGCACUACAGUACAUAUUAAAUAAAAAUAAAAAUGUUUCUACCAAAAUGUGUCCGAAAAUUCUUCCUCAGGGCACAAUAGUUCUUUGAACAGCUCUUUAAUGUAGUUUUUUCAAUUAUCUUUGUCCCUAUUGAUAUUAGAAUCACGAAUUUUGGUACCUAGGAGUAAAUAUGAUUUAAUAUACAAGGAGAUACGAAACUCGCAACCAAUGCUAUAAUACCCCAAGUUUGUUGUUUCAUGAUUCAUCCUAUUUUUAGUACCACAAUAUAAUUCUUCAAAUAUUUUUCAUUAGAAAGGCACUCUUGUUAGCAUGCUGCAAAACGAACCGUUUUCGAGAAAAAUGUAAUUUUUCAUUUUGAUGGUCGAAAAAAAUAUCUACAUCACGUUCAAAUCUAAUGAAACAAAACUACAAGAAAAUGCAACAUUUAGAGCGUCAGGUUUCACUUUUUCUAUCAUAAGAACAAACGCCCAUUGCGAAUUUUUUCAAACAUCAAAAUGAAAAAUUACACUUCUCAAAAACGGUUUAACGGCCUUCUAACAAGAGUAUCUUUCAUUAAAGGUUUUAAGGAAUCCUAUUCUAGUAUAAUAAAAAUGAGAUGAAUCGGGAAAAAAUUGGGACAUAUUUAGAGCAUCGGUUACAUUUUCCUAUUUUCAUCUGUAGAAUUACCGCCUGGAACGUUAUUCUGGGACACCGGUAUAUUGAAAAUUAAAUGAAGUUGAAAGUGGUCAUUAUAUCUACACUAUCAUUAAUUAACUCAUCAGUAUUUUCCAGAUCGUUCAGGAGACUACAAUCAAUUUCACGAAAUGUUUCAUUCACAUGAUCUGAACUUUGGAAAAUUGGACAUUUAUCGACAUGCUACGUUGAAUCAGCAUAUUUAAUUUAUACACU
This is a messenger RNA of Phaedon cochleariae (mustard beetle), 7159 nucleotides long. Lineage: Eukaryota; Metazoa; Arthropoda; Insecta; Coleoptera; Chrysomelidae. The record is from the annotation of a GenBank genome assembly.